CAUUAAGUGAAAUAAUUGAAUUAAGAGAAUUUUGUAUCUGAAAUAAGAGCAUAUGAAAUUUGGAAAUUUCAAAUCAGUUUAAACAUGAUCGUAUCAGUUAAAAUUGCAGUAAAAUAAAGUAGCUCGUGGAGUCUUGGUACACACGAGUAUGUCCACGCUUCUAUUGCGUUCGUUUCAGAUGCUACUGCAUUUGCAAACAAUGAAGGAUGAACCACAUAAAUAGAAACUGAUAUCUGAUAAUGCAAUUAUAAAUACAACAAAUACCAGAAAAAAUGAAUGGGAUAAACUAUUUAUCAGAUUUUGUUUCCUGAUUUAGAUGCAUGUCUGUUACUGCAAUCGAAAUUUCCAUAUAAUGAUAACGACUCUUAUGAAGUUUGAGUCAACUUUAGUGCCAGACGAUGAGAUGCUGUGGGCAAGUGAUUGAGACGCGUCAGACAGCAGCGGAAGAUCGUACGAUCACUUGUGUAAUUGUGUUGUCAGACAGACUUAGUAACCUUCUUGUUAAGAUGGCGGGUGGACGCGAAGCUAAAACUUCUCUGGACCCUGAACCCGAGCCGAACUUCGUACAACAAAUAAUUAUGGAAGCUCUGUCUUCGCCUCUGAAUUUAGCCCUUCUAACAGUUUGUUGCGUACUAAUAUAUAAAAUAUUCCGAGCUUCAAGAGCACCACCUCCAGUUGCAGCCCCAAGUGAACCUUCUAUACCCAAAAUGAAGAAGCAGGACAUGACAUUAACACAGCUACGUCAGUAUGACGGCACUGGUGAAGGAAAGAGAGUAUGUGUGGCUGUCAAUGGCAAAAUUUUUGAUAUGACUCGCAGCUCACACUUCUAUGGCCCAGGUGGAGUAUACUCUGCAUUUGCUGGCCAUGAUGCCACACAUGCUCUAGCCUCCUUCAACAUUGACGACAUCAAGAAUGAAAGCAGCGACUUGAGCGACCUGACGCCUGCACAGAUGGACUCAGUCAGAGAGUGGGAGAUGCAGUUUACUGAGAAGUAUGACUACAUUGGACGUCUCAUCAAAGAAGGGGAAACGCCAACUGAAUAUUCGGACGAGGAAGAUGCAAAAGAAAGUACGCCAGAUGUUGCGGUUGACUCAGCAGCUCGGCUGAGACCGGCUGCAGCAGCUACCGUGCAAAACAUGGCCACGGAGAAGGGCAGCGGUGCUGAUGAAGAGAAAACUGUUGGUGAUGAUGAAGUGAAAGAUGUUGGCAGCAAAAAAAGUGAAUAGUUCUCUUGUGUAUUCCAAUUAGUUUUGUAUGUAUGUUUCUAUUGGAUAUAUCAUGUGCAAGUUUAAAUUUUUUUUUCGUUAGGUAUGAAACUAUGCAGUAAAAUCUUUUAUGAAAAUUAGACAAAAGGGGACAAAUAUUGCGUGAACGUGUUUGUACCUAAACCUAAUACAAUUAGAUAGAUCGACCCUAAGCUUGAGAAUGAAUUUGAAUAAUCGAAGCUAGUAAAAAAAACAUUGCCAAAAACUAUCCUUGAAAUGUUCAUUAAUAAAUACCGUACCUUAAUUUUAAAUUUCCUGAAAGUAUAAAGGUGCUUUUUUGAGAGAUAAUGUGAA
Hyalella azteca is the source of this 1559-nucleotide messenger RNA. Its product is annotated as membrane-associated progesterone receptor component 1. Lineage: Eukaryota; Metazoa; Arthropoda; Malacostraca; Amphipoda; Hyalellidae. The coding region runs from base 399 to 1226 and encodes 275 amino acids. The transcript has 4 exons. Gene Ontology annotation, cellular component: endomembrane system; membrane. The record is from RefSeq and is a predicted model, not a curated record.